Molecule: messenger RNA, 512 nt
Organism: Onthophagus taurus
Lineage: Eukaryota; Metazoa; Arthropoda; Insecta; Coleoptera; Scarabaeidae
Product: cytochrome c oxidase subunit 5B, mitochondrial
Biological process (GO): mitochondrial electron transport, cytochrome c to oxygen
Cellular component (GO): respiratory chain complex IV; mitochondrial envelope
Source: RefSeq, a predicted model, not a curated record
AUAAAGAUAGGUUUUCACGCCUUCUCAAUCCCAUCACCCCAGUAGACGACCGAAACAUUUGAGAAACGGCAAGUAAAAAUGGCCUCGUUGUGUGGAAGAAUCGUGGUAUCCACGGCUAGAAGAAAUGUUAUCUACUCAUCUAGUCGUCUUGCAUCAAAAACUACUAUGGGCGACCCUGUAGAACACGCUACAGGCUUAGAAAAAAGAGAACUUUUAGCUAAAGUGGCGGGUACUGAAAAUCCGUUCGAUUUAAAAGUCUUAAAGAGAGGAGUUGGAACGAAGGCCACUCCCAACGAAAUCCCUUCGGCGUUCGAAGCUCGUCUAGUCGGAUGUAUCUGUGAGGAGGAUGCAACUAGCGUUAAUUGGAUGUGGUUACACAAGGGUCAACCGAGACGUUGUGAAUGCGGACAUUGGUUUUCGCUUGUCCACAAGGCCCCUUUAUAAACAUAAGCUCUUGUGACUUAGACUAAAUAAUAGAAGUGUAAAUGUAAUAAAUUUAUUGUUAAAUAAUG